Megalops cyprinoides (Indo-Pacific tarpon) is the source of this 2416-nucleotide messenger RNA. It is a transcript of the gene ppm1nb, whose product is annotated as protein phosphatase, Mg2+/Mn2+ dependent, 1Nb (putative). Lineage: Eukaryota; Metazoa; Chordata; Actinopteri; Elopiformes; Megalopidae. Gene Ontology annotation, molecular function: magnesium ion binding; manganese ion binding; protein serine/threonine phosphatase activity. The transcript is spliced from 6 exons. The record is from RefSeq and is a predicted model, not a curated record. Gene Ontology annotation, biological process: positive regulation of canonical NF-kappaB signal transduction; positive regulation of canonical Wnt signaling pathway; protein dephosphorylation. Gene Ontology annotation, cellular component: cytosol; nucleus. Bases 377 to 1666 code for a protein of 429 amino acids.
AGUGAAGGAAAUGUACUGAGACACAGAGAGGGAGAGGAGACGCAGGACGGCAGAGGGCAGGACAAAGACAAAUGCAGUUGGGGGGAGCUGUCCAGAAAACACCCCAAAAGGACAGAGAGCGAGGAGAGGUGGAGGUCAGCCAAUCUGGAGUGAACCCACCGCACUGUCCAAACCACUCUGCAUCACCCUCCCUGUCCAGCCAUGCUCUGAGUUCUUCCAUCUCUGAAUUCCACACACGGCUGAGAGCGACACGCCAAACUUGAGCGAGGCACUGGCCUGUGGAGAGGAGAGUGGAGCAGGGAAAAGGAGGAGAGAGAGAAGGAGCAGACAGGCAGAAGGAGAGAAAGAAGAAAAGAAAGAGGGAAAACGAACAGCCAUGAGAACUGCCAGGAGAGGCAGCGUGGAGGUGCCCGCCUUCGUCCGGCAGUUGGUCAAGGGGACGGAGAAGAUGGUCACCUCGUUCUUCCGAGGGGGCCGAGCUGAGGGGGAGGAAGAGGAGGGGGAAGAGGAGGCAGUUCCCAGCCCCUACCUGGAUCGGCCUGUCCUGGAGAAGCACCUGGUGGAGGGGCAUGUCAAGUGGGGCGUCAGCUACGCCCUGGCCAGCAUGCAAGGCUGGAGGGCUCACAUGGAGGAUGACCACAACUGCUUCCCCGAGCUGGGCGGCGAGUUGACCAACUGGGGCUUCUUCGCCAUCUAUGACGGGCAUGCCGGGAGCGCGGUGGCACAGUACUGCUCCCAAAACCUGCUGGAAUACAUACUGGCCACAGGGGCGAUCAAGGCGAAGGAGGACAAGGAGCAGGUGAGCAAGGGGAUCCGGGAGGGCUUCCUGCACAUCGACCGGCACAUGCACGCCGUGGCGCGGCGCGAGGGCUGGGACCGCGGCGGCUCCACCGUGGUGGCCGUGCUGCUGUCGCCGCGCCACACCUACUUCAUCAACUGCGGCGACUCGCGGGCGCUGCUGUGCCGCGACGGGCGCGUCUGCUUCUACACCGAGGACCACAAGCCCUACAACCCGCGCGAGCUGGAGCGCAUCCAGAACGCUGGCGGCACCGUCGCCAUGCAGCGCAUCAACGGCUCCCUGGCCGUCUCCCGCGCGCUGGGCGACUUCAGCUACAAGGAGGCGGACUGGCGCCCCGAGACCGAGCAGAUGGUGUCGCCCGAGCCGGAGGUGUGCGAGCUGGAGCGCUCGCCUGGCGACGAGUUCGUGGUGCUGGCCUGCGACGGCGUGUGGGACACCAUCGGCAACGAGGACCUCUGCGCGUUCGUCCGCAGCCGUCUGCUGGUCUGUGCAGACCUGCGGGAGGUCUGCUCCCAGGUCAUCGACCUCUGCCUGUAUAAGGGCAGUCUGGACAACAUCAGCAUCAUGAUCGUCUGCUUCCCUGGCGCCCCCCGGGUGUCCCCCGAGGCACUGCGGAGGGAGGCUGAGCUGGAGGACCUCAUCGAGACCAAAGUGGCAGACAUCUUUGAAGAGCUGAGAGCAAGGGACGAGGAGCCAGACCUGCUGUACGUGUUGAACGAAUUGGCAGCAGCAAACAUCCCUGGCCUACCACCAGGGGGCGGCAUCACCAGCAAGAGAAACUGCAUCAUCGCUGCCUAUUACCAACAGAAAGAGGCUCGGAAACCCCGGGUGCCCCUUGACCUUGGUGGCUCUGAAGACUCCUUGUAGGGGUAGUUCCCAUGGAAACAGAAUCUUCAGCUUCACAUUCCAUCUCCCAGUCUAGCCAAGAAGAGAAGCUCCGCCUCGCGGCUGAGUUCCCCGCCAAUUACAAAUGGAGAGAUAUGCACAGGAGGAGGUCCGGACCAACCAGUCAGCACCAAGAUGAAGCAAACACAGUCAGUGCUGUCUGGGAAAAUCCAAUUCACCACAGAGCACAUUUAAUUUGGAGAGAAAUUUGGUUAACAUGCAUUUCCUUUUUUAUUUGUUCAGUUUAUGAAAUAUGACAAAUACUACACUGGCAUUUUUUAGAGUGUCUGUACAUGUACAGUGCCUGGCAAAAUAUGCAUCUAAAUUCUGCCAGUAUCUCUAUUUGUUAUAUGAGGUUCAUGUUUGCCCUAGUUUACAAAAGAGAUUUGUGAAUUUUAGCAAAAAAAAAAAAAAAAAUUACAUUAGGCUAAUCUGAACCUUGAUUUAAAACAUGUUCAUUCACACUGAGCUGCCAAUCAUUUUAUAGAGCCUUUCACCACAGCAAUAAUUUGCCAAAUUUGAGGCUUUUGUUUUCAUAUAUCACAUACCUGUGUAUAUAGUUAGCAAACAGGACAGGAAUUAUCAUUUUUAUUUAAGUAUGAAUUAUUUAUAACAGCAAAAAAGGUAACAGGAAGUUAACAGGUAGCAAACAGAAAGUACUUUUUCAGUCUUGGUUGUCUCUUUACCACUUUGUUCAGGGAGUGGGUAUAUGGUGAAAAAAGUAAAUUAAUA